AUGGAAGCUGAAAGAAGAGGCCAGCAGGGCACACAGAAGAAGGCGCACGCUUGCAGUAGUCUCUUGCCUGACAGACACCUGGCUUCUGGAACUCUGAUCUCCACAGUAGACACGAGCCCUGAGUCAUGUAGGAGACUCUCUGGUGCAGGCCUGGGGAGACACAGGCUUUGCAGGCAAGGAGGACAGAGGAGCCACCCACACUCCCGGCGCCGCCACCGCACAACCUUCAACCCAGGGCAGUUGGAACGGCUGGAGUCAGCUUUUGGGAGGAAUCAGUAUCCCGACAUCUGGGCUCGUGAGGGUCUUGCUCAGGACACCGGCCUCAGUGAAGCCAGAAUCCAGGUCUGGUUCCAGAACCGCAGAGCUAAGCAACGGAAGCAAGAGCGGUCACUGCUCCAGCCAAUGGCCCAUCUGUCUCCUGCCACCUUCUCUGGCUUCUUGCCUGAGUCCUCUGCUUAUCCCUACUCUUACACUACUCCACCUCCACCGGUGGCCUGCUUCCCUCACCCUUACAAUCAUCCCCUCCCCUCCCAGCCCUCCACAGGUGGUUCGUUUACCCUAUCCCACCAGCCUGAGGACUGGUACCCCACCUUGCACCCAACCCCUGCUAGCCAUCUGCCCUGUCCCCCACCCCCACCCAUGCUUCCCCUCAGCCUGGAGCCACCAAAGUCCUGGAACUAA
Molecule: messenger RNA, 681 nt
Organism: Nannospalax galili (Upper Galilee mountains blind mole rat)
Lineage: Eukaryota; Metazoa; Chordata; Mammalia; Rodentia; Spalacidae
Gene: Prop1
Product: PROP paired-like homeobox 1
Exons: 3
Coding region: 1-681 (226 amino acids)
Biological process (GO): regulation of transcription by RNA polymerase II; pituitary gland development
Cellular component (GO): transcription regulator complex
Molecular function (GO): DNA-binding transcription factor activity, RNA polymerase II-specific; RNA polymerase II cis-regulatory region sequence-specific DNA binding
Source: RefSeq, a predicted model, not a curated record